CUGACGGGGGGCAGCGUUUGGUGUUCACAAUGGAUAUCAAAUCACCGUAUACAGUCAUUCCCCAAUGAUGAAGGUCUGGUGUCGCUGAAAUAUUUCCUAGACAAGAGGGAGGUCAAAGAUCCACCAACUGAUACUCUUGUUCGCAUGGCUGAGUUGGUGACCCUCCGCACUUUUCAGUUUAAUGGCGAAUAUUACACGCAAGUAGGCAGCGUGGCAAUGGGUAGCAGAUUAGGGCCAAACUACGCACGUCUCUUUGUUGGCUAUGCCGAAGAGAGGAUGCUAGCCGAGUACACCGUGACUGGUAGGAAACCUGAUUUGUAUAAGAGAUAUAUGGACAACGUAGCGGGCGUAGCCUCGGGCAGUGAACAAGAUCCAGUGGGGAUUCCGCGUUCGCCCCGCUUGGCUCAUAAAGCGCCUGUCAUGCAGGCUAAAGUACCAUCCUAAGCUUGUCUAUAAUUGGUCUAUCUCAUCUGACAAACUCCCGUUCCUAGACAUUUGUAUGACACCCCGUGAGAACCGCAUAUUGACAUCUAUUAAUUAUAAAGACACUAACAGCCAUUCAUAUCUGAACUUCGGGUCGUCACAUCCAUCCAAGUGUAAAUCGUCCAUACCAUAUAAUCAGUUUCUACGGCUGCGAAAGAUCUGCAGUGAGGACGACGUUUUUCAAAAUGAGGGCACAACCAUGGAGGCUUUUUUUGCUGCACGAGGCUACCCCCAUGACUUAAUUACAAGAGCACAUCUCCGAGCGGAAGAAAAACAGAGACCACCUUCCCACUUUUAACACACACAAACGCUACGCAGGAACCCCCCCGGGGGGUACUGCCAUAUAUGGGCUAUAUAGGUAUGUGCCGCUGUGAAGGGUAUGGUCUUCAAGCAGUUUACUCUGGGAUAGGGUAUAUAAAUCAGAGAGUUUGGGUCUAGAAGAGGGUAUCAUUUUUCAAUUGAGUACCGAAGUGUGACGUCAUAGAAAAUGAAGUUUGUGAAGUUAUGGGAUUUGUUAAGAUAUUCUGAAAGAACAACGUCCAAGACGCCUACUCGCCAAAAAUUGGCAAUUUGGGGCAGAUUGUCUCUAACAUAUUAGCCCAGUUAUGCUCCGAUGACUCUAUACAAAUCCUUCUAAAUCUUACCUGGUUCCUAAUCUUAUGAACCAAGCCAAGUAUGGAAUCGUCACAGCAUAGCUGGGCUAAUAUCUCAGAGACAAUUUGCCCCGAAUUGCUAAUUUUUGGCCAGUAGGCGUCUUGGACGUUGUUCUUUCAGAAUAUCUUAACAAAUCCCAUAAUUUCACAAAUUUCAUUUUUAUGACGUCAUCACUUCGGUACUCUAUUGGCUGAAGAUUUUAGUCUAGACUAGGGAAACUGGGAAUUGCCACUCAAGAAUAUAAAAGAAUCAAAUCGGUUUUGUUAUGCCUGGACUGUGCUAGUGACCUCAGUUGUUGCUCGAAAACAGCUACUCUAGGUUAGGGGGGGAUUUGGGGAGUUUAGUCUAGUAUAGGGUAGCAAAAUUCACUUGAACUACAGCUAUGGUAUAGGCUAAGGGUUCCAGGGUCCCAGCAGCAGAUCCCCACUCGAAAAGUCCUAAAGUAACCCCCCAGGAGGACCCCCCCUCCCCCUUUAUUGGGAUCUACUUCUCUCCCGCGGCCGCCAUUUUGGAAAGCGAGAAGAUCCUGGGGACGAGGUUGCCCGAUAUCCGUACCCAGUCCUACAGGGUAUAAUUCAAGAUGGCGGUUGUGGACACAGUCAGCAUACAUGUAGCAUGUUUCACAUGCUUCAAUUGACCUAAAAAGUUUAAUGCUUUGCCAAUAUGAACAACUUUUGGCUAUGAUUUUCUCCAAAUAUGUCAUCUUUCUCAUUUUUACAGUGGUUCUUCUGUCUUUUUCCGGAUCUACAUGGUUCACCGACAGGUAAGACUCAAGUUAGCAAGUAUAAGUAAUGAGGUAGAUGAGCUUUUAAACAACGACGUGUCUAGAUACCCGGCAGCAGCCUGGAACUGUUUUCAAAAAACUAGAUACCCGGCAGUCAGAAAUUUUGACCAGUUUUCUCGAAAUAGCUCGUUUAAUUCCUCUAAGAACAUAAGAUAUUUGUUUGGAAAUCUCAACCAAAUAUAAAUAUUGCCUUGGUAUUAAGUAAGUAAUUAAGUAAGUAAGAGCUUUAUUAAUGAGUCAAUGUAUUUAGUUUUCACAACUAAUUGGGGACACAAAAAUAAAAAUUACAAAUAAGAAAUAAUAAUAAUGUAUAUACAAUUAAAAUAUGUGGCAUGUAUAAAUUGUAUAAUAAAACAAUAGUUAUAUACAAGGUAGUCUCUAAGAAUUACAAAGGUUGCAGCAGCUAUUGUUGUCGUUUAAGAGUGACGUUAGGUCUCUUUUCCUAAUGUUACAAGUAGAAGCGACUGUCGAGCUUGGGCAUAGAGUUUCUAGUUUUUUGCAAGCAGUUCCCGGCUGCCGGGUAUCUAGACACGAGCUUUAAGGAAUAGUGCAUAGAUUUAGCCAGGGCUGAAAAUCAAACAAUAAACUUUAGGGCACGUUCAUGUAACUUUUGAGGGAAAGGGUAAGUGAUUUUAUAGAAACAAUUUGCAAACUGUCCAAGAGUAAAACAAAUCUUGCAUCGAUUUAAUAGUCCUUAUAUGUGCUUGACUAGUAGUCAAGUAUAUCAUUCUGAUUGCAGCACAGUUGGCCCAAACUCUGUGGGAGUUCUUUGGGACUUUGAAUUUUUAAGAGAAUGUAUGAAAACAAACAAAAUACAUCCUAAAUUCCAUUUUUUGACAAAAUUAGAAAUAAAAAUUACUCACUCUGUGUUUUUGUGUUGUUUUUUUUUUCUGUCUCUUCACUUCUCAGUAGAGCCAUUUGGAGGCCAUUUUAUUGACAUUAAUUUUAAGAUUUUGAGUUGUAUUAACGAGAAGAAAUAAGGGAAGGCUGUGGAGUGUGAAGCCAACCGUUCCAGCUCAAAGCUCCAUAAAUCCCUUAAAAAUGGUCCAAACUCACCAAAAUUGCAGUCAAAGGAUUGUCGAUAAUCUGUCUUUCCCUUCUAUGCUUGUGGAGUCUCAGAUUUCACCAAAACUGCUUGCAAAGUGCUUGGUUUCAUAAUUUUUCCAUCAGAGUUUUCUUUCUUCCGAUGUGUAUGACCGGGCUACUUGACGUGAUGUAAUCAAUGGUCACUCAAAGCUUACAUCACAGCGACAAUUUGCCCCAUCCAGGAGUGGGCACAGUGCAUCGUGAGUAGCAUGGUGGGAGGAUCCCUGGGUACAUUUGACCGUGACAAAGCGUGCCAAAACAUCAUGCCAGCACCCUGCUAUUUACACAGCCGAACAGUCUUCUUCAUCUUCUUCUUGGUCUAACUUCACUGCUUUUUAAAAACCCAUUCGCUUUCAAAAUAAACUUUUCAGUCUUUAAAAUUGUUCUUUUCAGAUUACCUAUCGCUUUUUGUUUUCAUUUUAUUGCUGCCACAGUUAGUGAGCCUGAAGCGAACAAAUGAGGCAGCUCUCUAAUUGGCAAAAAAUUACAUUUUAGGGGCAUUCAAUCACUUUUUCUUGCCAGAUGCAAGGAAUUGUGGUUAUCCCCAAAUAAAAGAUUUAGGAUGCACAGUGGACUCACAAGGAAUUGUGGUUAUGUGCGAAUGGAAGAUUUAGGAGCGCAGUAGACUCGCAAGGAAUUGUGGUGAUGCUGAAAUGGGAGAUUUAGAAUGUGCAGUGGAUUACCACGUGCUUUCCUCUUACACUGAUUUUCAACUGCAAUUUGAAUAAUUUGCAAUCUCGUUAAAGUAUAGAAACAAUAGGUCUAAUUAGCAAACAACCAACUUUGCACGUGCUGUGUACUUUUGCUGUUAGCAGACACUUGUCGAUUGAGAACCGAAGGCAUUCAUAAUGAUUUCAUUAUAGUUGAUGCCUAGGCAGAAUGAAAGCAAAGUUUGAAACCUCUGUAUAUUUGGGUUGGUUUUCGGAAAACAGAACACGCUCAAGACCAGCAAAAUAGCAUAGCAUUUGGUCAAAAAAAUAGACUUACUGUAGUAAGCAGCCGUUUUAUAUCUUUCUAGAGAGCAUAUGUUCACAAAAUGCAAUAUUUUAUAAAUAAAUCAGUUAUAUUAUUCACUGUGGCUAUAUGACCGGCAAACGGUCAAGAUUUACAAAACACUAAGUGACCGGCAGUCAGAUAUUUUGACUAUGGUGAUAAUUUAGGGUUAAGCACCGACGAUACUGAUUAGGGUUAACAACUGAAAAUACCAAUUAGGGUUAAGCACUAACCAGGGUUAAGCCCUGAGAAAAGUGAUUAGGGUUUCAGUUAUCCUCUAUUUUGGUUUGGAGUUUUCACCACAAUAUUUGAAUGAAAUCACCAUCAAGUGCAGUGAAACCAUGGUGGUCUUGUGUUUAGAGUGUAGACCCUAUACUGCGGGAUCAAAUCCGCUCAUAUGCGAGUGAAUUUUUUUUCUUUUAAAAUGGAAGAGACUUACACUUUGACAGCAUUUGUUAAUCAGAUACUAAGUUUCUCCGUCUAUUCUGAAUCAAUGUAUAGCUUGUAUGAUAGUUUGGGCUGGCUGGGAUUCUUCGAUUUGUCAAAAUUGCUAACUUGCCGGUCAUUUAGUGUUUUGAAAAUCUUGACCAGUUACCGGCCAUAUAGCCACAGCCUUUAUUAUUUUCCAAGUAAAUUUCCUUCUGUGCCCACAUUGUAAGAGGAAUCACACAAGCAGCAUUAGAGCUACAAGCCCAAAAUUUAUGUGUCAUAUUUAUCUAUAUUUGAACGUAACUUCCCUCCAAAAUUGUUUAAAUUGGUGUUUGAUUCAUGACAGGGUUACUAAGCCAAGUUAAUGUUGUGUUUUCCUUGUCAUUUUUCAAACCUAUCUUGUAGCACAGAUCAUAGAUCAUGAAAUAAACACAGUUUUAAAGUCCAGGUUUUCUAAGUUUCGUGGAAAUCGCUUGAUUUUUGUGCAAACAGAAAGACAAUUUGCGAAACACCAUAGCUGGAAAAUUUGCUCGCAUCGGGAAAUCAAAACUUUAAAAUAAACUUCAGUUAUUCAGAAGAAUAAGAAUAAUUGAACUUAUACAUAUCCAAAAUUAAGAAUUAUCCAGCCACUUCUGACAUGACAUGAGCACAUUAGAAAAAUUUACUAAAAUUGGCUCAAAAAUAAGUUGGUGUCACCUUAAACGUACCCAAAUUAUUAUUUUGGUUGCACAGUUGUGAUUUUGUUUAUUUACUUACAUUCUCUCAUAGAAUUUAAAUUUGCAUGACCUUCCAUAAAGUCUGGGUUACAUGUGGUUCAGUCAUACCUUGAGUCAGUUCCAUUCAGCCAAGAAUGCUGCCACAAAAUGCCUUAAUUUAUUAAUUUAAUUUAAUGAACAACAUUGAAGCCAAGUUUCAAUACCAUUAUCUUAAACCUUUGCUUCCCAUAAUUUAUAUUCUUUGUUUUAUAUAUCCUUUGUUCAUAUACGUGAGUAUCAAAUUAUUUGCUGAAAACAACCAAAGAAAAGUCACAUUUUAAAGUCCUUUUUUUGUUUAGCGGUGAUGCUCACCUUCCACACCUUCCCAACAUGCCCCAGUUAUUUCCAAGUGAUGGUAAAGUGGUCGAAAUUCUUGAUGGUUCUAUGGAAAGAUUUAGAGAUAAACUGGUUCUAAAUGGAGUCUCUGCAGUGCUGUUUUAUGCCCCUUGGUGUGGCCAGUCUUUAUAUGCUGCUCAUGAGUUCAACACAGCAGCAAAAAUGCUCCAUACAGAGGUAGUAGACAAUUUCAAGAAAUCAGUACCGAAAUUAGUUAAUGAGUAAUACAAGUAAUACAAGAUGAAAUUUAAUUGGACCUUUUUUACUGAAUGUUUGUUAAUAAAGGGGAACUUUCAAAGCUAAAAGGGUAUAUUUGGCAGCCAUGUUGUUUUUCUUCAUUCCGAGGACAGAGAUCAUGUAACAGCUCUUCUAACCCUAAAAGCGAAGUGGUUUGCUACCCUAACCUAAAACAAUGGAAAUAAUGAUAAACAAUGUUGUGUUAAUGUUUUCCCCAACCGAUGAAAAGACACCUUACGAGCAGGGAGAGAAUCGACGGUCAUGCUGUUCAGUCGAUAGCCCUGCGAUGGAUAGAUUGUAACUUUCUUAAAUGUUCCCCGGCAUGGACCAAGCGUUAAAGAGUAUUAAUGGGUUUAUUGUCAGCUUUAUGUUUGGCUUCAAUCAGUUAAAGAUUUAAUAUUCUACAUGGAAACCAAAAAAGUCAUCUUAAAAACUGUUGAUCAUCAUAGAGAAGGAACAUAUACCUCUUUUAAACUGGAAUCGUCAGCACUUACCGAGGAAGUCCAGUGGAUAGAAGCGUUAGUUUUUAGUUGUAACUGAUUCAGAGGGUCCGGGUUUGAAUCCCCUUGAAGCAAAUUUUUCGUAACCUUUUUUUUUUAUUUUUCUUUUUUACUCUCUUUUUUACCUGUGUGGUGCAUAUAGCUAGUAACAUAAUGUGGUAAAUUGAAAGCAAAGUUUGCAGGAAUAUAAGAAAUGCUGUAUGUAUCACAGCAUCUCUAUUGUUAUUUUUAGUAAUACUGGACACCGUUAUCAUUACCCAGGUCAAUCGUUAAAUUUCACAUGUGCCUAAUUUAAUUCGAGAGUGAACUUCUUUGAGAUGUGACGUCUGAAUCAACUAAAUUUGACAGUUUGAAAUUAAAUACGACUUUGCCGAAUCUGCAACUGAAACAGUAAAAAAUUCAACUUAGGUUCAACAUUUGAUUUUGAAGUCGCAUUUCACAUGUGCCGAAUAUAAUGUAUUAAUUAUAGAAACCCUUAUCCAUUUUGGAUAACAAUUUUUUCAAGAGACUGGGAAUAUUUACAACAAACGAAGUUAAAUUCGGCAUCAUUAUAUCUGACUUCUGAAUCAACUGCCAUAUUUAAUUAUUUUCAUAGACUAAAAAUUAAUACAGUCUAAUUCUGAUAAUUCGAACCUUCAAGGAAAAUAGAAAGAAGUUUGAGUUAUCGGGAGUUCGAGUUAUCGAGGGUCCAAUUAUAUAGAAAAUUAUCUGAAGGGAAAUGAAAAUUGGUUUGAGAUAUAGCAGGAGGUUCGAGUUAUAGAGGGUUUGAGUCACCGGGAGUCAACUAUAAGUGUUAAAUUCCACGUUCGAAAGAACGUGCAAAAUCGUGAAACAUCAUGUAAGUUUCAGCUUAGUGGUUUGCACUCUGUUUUAAGUUGUUUUUUUCUUUUCAGUUAGAGCAAUUCCUAUCUCUUUCUAAAUCCAUUUUUUUAAUUGGCUUGUGCCACGACUUAAGAAUCAGCUGAUCUUACUUUCUGUUUGACAUAAUUUGUUUGUCACUGGACAAGAUUUGUAUAUCAAAAAGAGGAAUCAGUUUUCAUCCACUCAUUUCAUGAAAAGGAAAUGGCAUCACUUCCCACUAUAAUGGACAACCUUGAACCUUAACUUCAUUGUAUAAAUUUGCGGCACCAAAGAAAGACGAAAAAGAUAACCUGUUUCGAUCAAAUUAUUUUAAGGUUUAAACUCGAAGCUGUGUAUAGUGUAAAAUAAUUAUAAUUUACUUUUUUACUGGUAUCACUUGUAAUAAUAAUAAUAAUAAUAGUAAUAAUAAUAAUGGACUUUAUGAUGCAUUAUAUUAAUUUUAUCCUGAAAACCAAUUCGUCUUCCUGAAAAAUUUUUUUUGAAAUCAGAGGUGUUUGAGUCCUUAAGUCCUAAUUGUAUAACAAGUUAUCCACCAACCUUGGACACUCUCUUUUCGUAUUGUAGGAUUGUUUUAUGAACCACUAUUAAUUUUUAUACUUCCCUGGGUAUAAUAUACACUUAACGUCAGAUCCUGAGGGAACCAGUUAGCUUUGUUUUCCCUCAAGUCCUGAUGUUUCCUGAGAUGGAGUUGAGGGAAACAUCAGGACUCGAGGGUAAACAAAACUAACUGGUUCCCGAGGGACCUGACGUUAAGUGUUUUGUUAUAUUUCUAGACUUUCUUUUCAACAUACUUCAACAGCAACAAAAGAAUACCCUUUAGCAGAGCGAAUCAAAACAGUCGACUUGGUACUUAUAAGAAAACAAUUUAAUUCUCAAAACCACUGAAUGAAUGAUUUACAAAGAACUUUCCUUAUAAUUAUUCUCUGCAUCUUGUAGAUGCUUGUCACUGGUAAGAAAAGUUUGGGAAAAACAAAAUAUUUUAUCAUUAAAUUUCAGGGACAAACAGCAAAUUGCUUUUGCUAGAAACACAGUCAAACCUGUAUAUGAUGGCUCUGUAUAAAGCGGUCACCAGGUGUAUUGUGGUCACUGGACAACUUCCCCCAAAUUUUCAAUUGCAUUAUAUUUUCUGCAAAGUUGACCGUAUAUAUCGGUCACCCCAUGUAUAACAGACACCUUGCCAUUUCCCAAGGGUGACCAUUGUACACAGGUUUGACUGUAUCAUUUAUUUAGUCGUAACUGUUGAACAGUAGGAUGCCUAAAAUGUGAUUGUGCAAUUCCACAAUUGGUUUAGGCUCCAUUUAAUCCUAUACCAAUAACUGUGGAAUAUUUUGGGAGGAGCCACCCACAAGCAGUUGACGAGCAAUGCUCUUCUACUCCCCAAGAUCACGAGAUAUAUUUACAAUCAUUUGGUAAUUCCAGCUAGCUGGAAAGCGAUCUGAAAGUAAGAAAAUGUAGUGUUACAGUAUUCAGGUAAUUAUUAUUAUUAUACUCAAAGAUGGUAACUGGCCAUUUCUCGCCAUUAUAUGACUGACAGUCUACUAUAUUACUGUCAACAAGAGACGAGUCACAAUUCCGUAUCACAUUUCAAUAAGGCGUAUUUCCAUACAUCUCACGUACCAUGUUCAAGAUUAUCAUGUUACUGCAGAGCAAAUGCUAUGGCUCAAAAUUUGAAUUAAAUACAGUGUUGUUCAUAAUCAAUUAUGUUGUUUCUUGUUUAUUUUUGCUGAAACACUGUUUCCAAUGGCAUAUAUGUACAUCCUGUAUCACUGCACUGUAUGGAUCUUCCAUCAGUAAUUUCUUUCAUUGUAAAAUUUACAACACAAAGUUCUUGAGUAGUCCUAGUGGGCUUGAUAGCAAGCAGUCUUCUUGAUGUGUUUUUCAUUUCUGGUUCGUAAAUUAGAUUCAGCUGUGCAAAAGCUGAUGAACUGAGAGCAGAGUAAGUGGAGGGUGUGAAGGGAAGAAGUCAGAAAACCUUAGUUCAGCUUUUGCAUGGCUGUAUAUAUCUCACUUUACAAACUAUGAACGAAAAAUACACCAAACACCAGUCUGCGUCUUUAAUAUUAUUGUUGAGGUUCAAAUUUUAUCUCCCUUUCUUUUAGAGUAUUUUAAUGUAUGAUAAUGAGUUUAAAACAAAGGGAAAUAAAUUCAAACAAAGGAUAAAAUUGAGCCACCACAUUAUACUAAAAAGGAGUAACAAAAAAAAGCAUUGUAGCCUGUUUUGACAGGAACGUCCUUGGCAGCCGAAAUUUUUUGGGGGUUUAUCAUUUCAAUUCAAAUAAGUAUUUCAUUUUAUCGCAUGACAUCUCUUUUUUCACAAUGUAUCAUAAGUUCCCAUUUAUGAUGGUGUAUACUACAGUGAAAAUAUGUACUUUGCAGGUCGUAUUUAUUGCCAUUAACUGCUGGGUGGGAACAUGCCUCCAAGAGCAAAAUAUUGAUGUGUUUCCAAAAUUAGUUGCCAUCCACACUCAAUUUAAUGGAGUGGAAUACAAAGGAUCAUUUAAAGCUGCAAAGAUGGUGAGUUUUUAA
This is a messenger RNA of Porites evermanni, 9644 nucleotides long. The record is from the annotation of a GenBank genome assembly. NCBI's taxonomy places the organism in Eukaryota, Metazoa, Cnidaria, Anthozoa, Scleractinia, Poritidae.